UGACGAGUGAAGACCUACCAACCCGAAAACCUCUAUUUGUACAGAUGCAUGCACACCACGACUCCCUCCAUUUCUCCACCACCUGGUCUGCUCUGGCCAUCUCCCCUCACCUCUCCGGUUCUUCCCCUGAGAAAGCGAAGCGUGAGCGUGACGACCCAAACCCAUGGCGCCUUCCCGCCGCGGUCAACGCGCCGCCACCGGCCUCGCCGUCCUCCUCCUGCUCUACGCCAUCUCCGCAUGCUCGCUCCUCCCCGCCGCCCGCGCCCAGGCCACCGCCUUCACCAGCAUCCGCAACGGCAGCGAGUUCAGCACCUUCUCCUUCCCCUCCUUCGGCAACUCGCUGCGGCAGCUCCCCGGCAACCUCACCGUGCUGGGCAACGCCACCGUCAACGGGAACGCCCUGCAGAUCACGCCGGACACCAGAAACGACCCGGAGAAGUUCCUCAUCAACCAGACCGGCCGGGUCAUGUACCCCAGAGCCUACGUGCUCUGGGCCUCCAACGCGUCCAACACCAGCGCCGACGGCCGGCGCGUCGCCUCCUUCUCCACCGUGUUCAAGGUCAACCUCUUCCGCGCGACCCCGUCCGUCAAGGGCGAAGGGUUCGCGUUCCUCAUCGCGUCCGAUGGCGGCGCCCCACCGCCCCCCGGAAGCCACGGCGGCUACCUUGGCCUCACCAACGCGUCCACCGACGGUAGCGCCGCCAACGGGUUCGCCGCCGUGGAGCUGGACACGGUGAAGCAGUCCUACGACCCCGACGACAACCACGUCGGCCUCGACGUGAACGGCGUCCGGUCCAAGGUCGCCGCCUCCCUCACCCCCUUCGGCAUCGACCUCGCGACCAACAACACCAACGACGACGGCAGCCACAUGGUCUGGAUCGAGUACAACGGCACGGCGAGGCACGUGUGGGUGUACAUGGCCAAGAACGGCAGCAGGCCGGGCACUCCCGUGCUCGACGCGCCGCUGGACCUCUCGAAGGUCCUCCUCGGCAAGACGGCAUACUUCGGCUUCUCGGCGUCCACCGGCGUGCUGUACCAGCUCAACUGCUUGCACAGUUGGGACAUGACGGUGGAGCUUCUCCCCGACGGCAGCAGCCCCGGCAAGCAGCCGCUCUCCGGCUGGAAGCUCGGGCUGGCCAUCGGCGUGCCGUGCGCCUUCGCCCUGGCGCUCGGGCUGUUCGCCGGCCUGUACAUCAAGAAAAGGCGGGGGAGGAUCGGGGACGACUCGAGCUCGAUUGUCCGGAGCACCAUCAACUUCGCGAGCAUCCCCGGGGUGCCCAAGGAGUUCGACUACAAGGAGCUGAGGAAAGGGACGGGCAACUUCGACGAGAAGAUGAAGCUGGGGCAGGGCGGGUACGGCGUGGUGUACCGCGCCACCGUGGUCGGGGAGCACGGCCAGAGCAUGGAGGUCGCCGUGAAGCAGUUCUCCGGGGCCAACACCAAGGGGCAGGAGGACUUCCUCGCCGAGCUCAGCAUCAUCAACCUCCUCCGCCACCGCAAUCUCGUCAAGCUCCUCGGUUGGUGCCACCAGGAUGGCGUGCUGCUGCUGGUGUACGACUUCAUGCCCAACGGCAGCCUGGACAGGCUCCUCUUCGGCGGCGGGCCGGAGGCCCCGGUGCUCACCUGGGGGCACCGCUACAACAUCGUCGCCGGCGUGGCGUCCGCCCUCAACUACCUCCACCACGAGUACGACCAGCGGGUGAUCCACCGCGACAUCAAGCCGUCCAACAUCAUGCUGGACGCCGCCUUCAACGCGCGGCUCGGCGACUUCGGCCUCGCCCGCGCGCUCGAGACCGACAAGACCUCCUACACCGACAAGCUCGGCGUCCCCGGCACCCUGGGGUACAUCGCGCCGGAGUGCUUCCACACGGGCCGGGCCACGCGGGAGUCGGACGUCUUCGGCUUCGGCGCCGUCAUCCUGGAGAUCGUCUCCGGCCGCCGCAUCUCCUGCAGCAACGCCGCCGGGUGCAGCCAGCUGCUGGAGGGCGUGUGGCAGCUCCACGGCGCCGGCGGGGGCCGCAUCCUCGAGGCCGUCGACCGGCGGCUCGCGCCCGGGGAGUUCGACGAGGGCGACGCGGAGCGGCUGCUGCUGCUGGGCCUCGCGUGCAGCCACCCGAACCCCGGGGAGCGGCCGAGGGCGCGCGCCAUCGUGCAGAUCCUGGCGCGCUCCGCGCCGCCGCCGGACGUGCCGGUGUCCAAGCCGGCCUUCAUGUGGCCCGCGCUGCCGGUCGUGCUCGGGGACGACGACGGGGAGAUGCCGGUGUCCGGGACCAGCACGGCGCUGACCUCAUCGUCGUCGUACUACGCCUCGUCGGCGGGGUGGACGACGCAGAACUACCUCCUGACCAGGGAGCACGACGUGACGGACAGGGACAUGCCCACGGCGUGAGUUGACCGCCGGCGAGCCUGCCGGCCGCCGUGCCAGGACGUACGACUGAGUCAGUCAACGGCGAGCGGGAUCAAUAUCAACGAGGAAUCAGUCGAUCGUGUGUUCACGAUGGUGAGUUCUUGACACCGACGUGGCGAAUAAGAUGUAGAUAGUGAUCAGUGUGCAUGCCAAGUUGUGAUCAAGCUGUGUCUGGAUUGGGGAGCUAUAGCUUUUUAUUUCUGGAGUA
Aegilops tauschii subsp. strangulata is the source of this 2615-nucleotide messenger RNA. Its product is annotated as probable L-type lectin-domain containing receptor kinase S.5. NCBI's taxonomy places the organism in Eukaryota, Viridiplantae, Streptophyta, Magnoliopsida, Poales, Poaceae. Gene Ontology annotation, biological process: protein phosphorylation. Gene Ontology annotation, molecular function: protein kinase activity; carbohydrate binding; ATP binding. The record is from RefSeq and is a predicted model, not a curated record.